Cheilinus undulatus (humphead wrasse) is the source of this 577-nucleotide messenger RNA. RefSeq names its product NDUFA4 mitochondrial complex associated a (gene coxfa4a). The coding region runs from base 119 to 367 and encodes 82 amino acids. Lineage: Eukaryota; Metazoa; Chordata; Actinopteri; Labriformes; Labridae. The transcript is spliced from 4 exons. The record is from RefSeq and is a predicted model, not a curated record.
UCUCGGCCUUUCUUCCGCCCAAACACGUAGAUUAAAUUGCGCACCGCCUUGGCAGGAGUGUUCGUAAUCCGUUUAUUUCUGUACAAAUUGAGAUAAGUAAGCCUCCCUAACCAGCAAAAUGUUUGCAUUGGUCCGCAAACAGCUAAAAACCCACCCCGCCCUGAUCCCACUUUUUUUUUUCAUCGGCGGGGGGGCAGCCAUGUCCAUGCUGUACCUUGCACGUCUGGGCUUGAGAAACCCUGAUGUCUGCUGGGAUCGCAAGAACAACCCAGAGCCCUGGAACAAGCUUGCCCCAACUGAUCAGUACAAGUUUUACGCAGUUAACAUGGACUACAGCAAGCUGAAGAAGGACCGUCCUGAUUUCUAAAGGUCAUGUCUGCUGGACCAAAAGUACAAAGAUGAGCUGAUCCGCACAGCCCCAUGCCGAACAGAGGGAUGCAGAGGCUAAAACCGCACAAUGAAUCAUAUUUAAGUUACCAUUGCAUCUCAUCAGCUUAUUGGAACGUUGUCUCUUAUUUGUAAUUGUCAGUUGUCAAUAAAAUGAAGGAGUCUUUUCUCCUCAAUACAGAGAAAAGAA